Molecule: messenger RNA, 2464 nt
Organism: Cucurbita maxima (winter squash)
Lineage: Eukaryota; Viridiplantae; Streptophyta; Magnoliopsida; Cucurbitales; Cucurbitaceae
Product: peroxisomal acyl-coenzyme A oxidase 1-like
Exons: 14
Coding region: 303-2294 (663 amino acids)
Biological process (GO): fatty acid beta-oxidation using acyl-CoA oxidase; lipid homeostasis; long-chain fatty acid metabolic process
Cellular component (GO): peroxisome
Molecular function (GO): fatty acid binding; acyl-CoA oxidase activity; FAD binding
Source: RefSeq, a predicted model, not a curated record
GUAAGCAAAGAUAAUUUUGAGAAAGAAAAGGAGAGGAAAUUCAAAACAAACUCUUCAUUGGGAAACACAACGACCGACAGACGAGUGGAUCGGAAGAUCACCCUUUCUCCUUUUUCUGAGGGGAUAUUGUUCGAUUAAUUCUCCUUUAAAUACCCGCAACCUCCAUUCAACUUCCCAGAGAUUUCAAGCGCCUUCCCGUUUUUUGAAAGCGUUCUUUCAGGUUUUUCCGAUUUGGGGUUUCCGAUUUCCCCGCAAAGAAGGUCUUUUCUGGAGUUGGAUUUCGAAUUCGUUCCGACGAACAAAUGGAGGGCGUCGAUCAUCUUGCCCAUGAGAGGAACAGGUCCCAAUUCGACGUCGAUGCGAUGAAGAUCGUAUGGGCGGGUUCUCGUCAUGCCUUUGAAGUAUCCGAUCGAAUGUCUCGAUUGGUUGCUAAUGACCCAGCCUUUCGAAAGGAUAACAGGGCUCAAUUACCAAGGAAGGAGCUGUUUAAGAACACGCUCAGAAAAACUGCUUAUGCAUGGAAGAAGAUUGUUGAGCUUAAGCUUUCUGAGGAGGAAGCUGCUAGAUUAAGGUUCUUUGUGGAUGAGCCAGCAUAUACAGAUCUUCACUGGGGAAUGUUUGUUCCAUUUGUGAAAGGGCAAGGAACUGAGGAGCAGCUACAGAAGUGGUUGCCAUUGGCUUAUAAAAUGAAAAUAAUUGGUUGCUAUGCUCAAACCGAACUCGGUCAUGGUUCGAAUGUUCAAGGGCUCGAAACAACUGCAACGUUUGAUCCAAAGACUGAUGAAUUUGUUAUUCAUAGUCCUACACUCACCUCAAGCAAAUGGUGGCCUGGUGGUUUGGGUAAGGUUUCAACACAUGCUGUUGUAUUUGCUCGUCUUAUCACGAACGGUCAAGACUAUGGAGUGCACGGUUUCAUAGUUCAGAUAAGGAGUUUGGAAGAUCACUCAGUUCUACCUGGCAUAACCAUUGGAGACAUUGGUAUGAAAUUUGGGAACGGAGCGUACAAUACUAUGGAUAAUGGGGUCAUGCAUUUUGAUCACUUCCGAAUCCCGAGGAACCAACUGUUGAUGAGGUUUUCUCAAGUUACAAGGGAAGGGAAAUAUGUGCAAUCAGAUGUUCCACGGCAACUAGUUUAUGGCACUAUGGUAUAUGUUAGAAAGACGAUUGUAAUUGAUGCUUCAAAUGCCUUGUCACGUGCCGUCUGUAUUGCUACUAGGUACAGUGCUGUUCGUAGACAAUUUGGAUCACAGAAUGGUGUGGAAACCCAGGUGAUCGAUUAUAAAACACAGCAAAGUAGGCUAUUCCCUUUGCUGGCUUCUGCCUAUGCUUUUAGAUUUGUUGGUGAGUGGUUAGAAUGGCUAUAUACGGAUGUGACUCAGAGACUGGGAGCCAGCGAUUUCUCGACACUGCCUGAGGCUCAUGCAUGCACUGCAGGGUUGAAGUCUGUCACAACUGCUGCAACUGCUGAUGCGAUUGAGGAGUGCCGGAAGUUGUGCGGUGGCCAUGGUUACCUUUGUAGCAGUGGGCUUCCCGAGUUGUUUGCAGUUUAUGUCCCUGCCUGUACUUAUGAGGGAGACAAUGUUGUGCUACUAUUGCAGGUUGCACGAUUUCUUGUCAAGACCGUGUCCCAGUUGGUGUCUGGGAAGAAGCCUAUUGGUACAACAGCUUACAUGGGACGGCUACAACAUCUGAUGGAAUCGUCUUGCAAAGUUCAGAAAGCUGAGGAUUGGUUAAACCCAAGCAUCGUUCUUGAGGCAUUUGAAGCAAGGUCAGCUAAGAUGUCUGUGGAAUGUGCCAAAAGACUGAGCAAGUUUACCAAUCAAGAAGAAGGUUUUCAGGAACUUUCUCCUAAUUUAGUUGAGGCUGCAGUUGCACAUUGCCAAUUAAUUAUUGUUUCCAAGUUCAUCGAGAAACUUAAGGGAGACAUACCAGGAAAGGGAGUAAAAGAGCAACUGCAGAAGCUUUGCAGUAUUUAUGCUUUGUAUACACUACACAAACACAUGGGUGAUUUUCUUUCCACUUCCACCAUCACUCCCAAACAGGCAUUUCUUGCUGAUGAUCAACUUAGAUCUCUAUACUCCCAGGUUCGUCCAAAUGCAGUUGCUUUAGUCGAUGCAUUUAACUACACCGACCAUUACCUUGGCUCGAUCCUUGGUCGUUAUGAUGGGAAUGUUUACCCAAAUCUCUACAAUGAGGCAUGGAAGGAACCUCUAAAUGACUCCGCCUUGCCUGAUGGCUACCAUGAAUACAUUAGACCAUUGCUUAAGCAGCAGCUCAGAAAUGCGAGGCUAUGAAGAAUAGGGAUGGUAUAACAAAACGUAAUGCUCUAGAUUAUUUGUAAUAAAUCAUGGAUUCAGCUUGGGAUUUUUAUGUUACAGUUUGAACUCGCAUUUUAUUAUGACGAACAAGUUCUAUUAAAUUUAAGUUUUCUCUAUGAAUGAAGAAUAAAAGUUUUGAAGUUUCA